Messenger RNA from Parnassius apollo (apollo), 279 nucleotides. Lineage: Eukaryota; Metazoa; Arthropoda; Insecta; Lepidoptera; Papilionidae. The record is from the annotation of a GenBank genome assembly.
AUGCCAUGUGAUCAAGAGAACAAACCUCAAUAUUCUUCUAAAAGUAUUUUAAUACCAACUAAUGGUUCUAAGGAAACAAAAGGACAAGAUGUAGCAAAUAAACCCCAAAAUGAAAACUCGGUUAAUAAAAAGGGGCGAAAACGAAAAGCCACCAGUGGACUGCCUUUUAGAAAAGUUAAAACUAAGCGCCAGCCGUCCGCACGUGAAAAGGAAGUUCGUGCGCACUCGCCUUUACUGAGAAAUGGCAGCUGUCCGCAACGGCAUCCGCGACAUAUUUGA